CCUUCUUGUCCGUUGCAGAGACACGUGAUGAAAUCUCUGCAUGUGGAAGUGGAAUAAGCCUAUUGGCUAAUAUUGCCAGUAUCAGUUCAAGUCAUAACCUGUGUCCAUUCUCAUCCCAUAUAAUCUUUUGGCAUUCUUCUUUUUUUCUCAAUAAUCUAUACACAUUUCUGCUUUUUCGGAACAAAAAUCGAAAAUAAUUGAUGGGUUACGUCGGAAAACUAAUCAGGGGGGUAUUAUUGACCGGAAAUGGUGGGAUCCGUCGUUUCAACUCAUCGCAGGCGGCGGCGGCUGUGACGGCGAAGAUGCCUGCUUUUGAUUACACACCGCCGCCUUAUAGUGGGCCCUCUUCUGCUGAGAUCCUAAAGAAGCGCAAAGAGUUUCUUAGCCCUUCUAUGUUCACUUUCUAUAAUCACCCUCUGAACGUGGUAGAUGGGAGGAUGCAGUAUCUGUAUGAUGACAAAGGCAGGAGAUAUUUGGAUGCAUUUGGAGGGAUUGCUACCGUGUGCUGUGGUCAUUGCCACCCGGAUGUGGUCGCGGCCAUCGUCAACCAAAUGCAGCAUUUGCAGCACUCUACAAUCUUGUACCUAAACCCAGCUAUUGCUGAUUUUGCUGAGGCUUUGGCCUCUAAAUUGCCUGGUGAUCUUAAAGUUGUGUUCUUUACAAACUCCGGAACAGAAGCAAAUGAGUUGGCCUUAAUGAUGGCAAGAUUGUAUACUGGAUGCCAGGAUAUUAUAUCAUUGAGGAAUGCUUACCAUGGAAAUGCUGCUGGAACGAUGGGUACCACUGCUCAAUGCAAUUGGAAGUUCAAUGUCACUCAGACCGGAGUCCACCAUGCCAUGAAUCCUGAUCCUUACAGAGGUCUGUUUGGAGUAGACGGAAAAAUGUAUGCAAAAGAUGUUCAGGAUAUCAUCCAAUUCGGGACAUCUGGUCAUGUCGCAGGUUUCAUCUGUGAAGCCAUUCAGGGAGUUGGAGGCAUCAUAGAAUUGGCCCCUGGCUAUCUUUCUAGUGUAUAUGACAUUGUAAAGCAAGCCGGAGGACUUUUCAUAGCAGAUGAAGUUCAAGCGGGAUUUGCUCGCACUGGGAGUCACUUUUGGGGUUUCGAGAGUCAUGGGGUUGUCCCCGAUAUUGUUACCAUGGCGAAGGGUAUAGGGAAUGGCAUUCCCCUCGGUGCAGUAGUAACCACACCGGAAAUCGCAAGUGUCCUAACUCGUCGUAGUUAUCUCAACACGUUUGGUGGAAACCCUGUCUGCACUUCUGCAGGACAUGCUGUUCUCAAAGUGAUCGAGAAGGAAAGGCUUCAAGAAAAUGCUCGUGUCGUUGGUACUCAUCUCAAAAAACGACUCGCAACUCUGAUGGACAAAUACGACUUAAUUGGUGACGUGAGAGGAAGGGGAUUGAUGCUAGGGGUCGAACUAGUUACAGAUCGCGAAAAGAAAACACCAGCAAAAGCCGAGAUACUUCAUGUAAUGGACCAAAUGAAAGAAUUGGGAGUAUUGGUCGGAAAAGGAGGAUUUUAUGGCAAUGUAUUCAGAAUCACACCUGCCCUAUGCUUCACCAAGGAAGAUGCUGAUUUCCUGGUGGAUGUGAUGGAUUAUGUAAUGGGGAAAAUGUAAUUGUGAGGCAUUAUCAUUUGAAGGUGUGAAGAAGUGAUGCUAUGAGUAUAACAUGUAAUUGUUCAUUGCAUUUGGUAAAAGGUUGUGUACCAAGUCUAUAGCUUCCUAUUAGUGCAUUUAGUCAUUUUUAUCUCUUGGUGAAUUUGGGAUCGAUAUGAACGAUGAUGAGUCAACACCUCGUUGUCUCUCCUACUCUAUCAUCUCGUAAAUAUGUAAAGUUAAGACCUUUUGUUAAUGCAUCGUAACUUUCAUGGUGUAUUCUAAUAUUCAUUAUUCAAUCUUUUCAAUCAAAAAUUCGAGUGUUGUUUAACUUUUAGAAUUACAGUAAAUAUCUGACGUAUUAGUAAAGGCUAUGUUUCGC
Molecule: messenger RNA, 1974 nt
Organism: Amaranthus tricolor (Joseph's coat)
Lineage: Eukaryota; Viridiplantae; Streptophyta; Magnoliopsida; Caryophyllales; Amaranthaceae
Product: alanine--glyoxylate aminotransferase 2 homolog 3, mitochondrial-like
Exons: 9
Coding region: 201-1613 (470 amino acids)
Cellular component (GO): mitochondrion
Molecular function (GO): transaminase activity; pyridoxal phosphate binding
Source: RefSeq, a predicted model, not a curated record